AUGGAGUCAUCCGUCGUGCAGCCACCCCUGCCGCCCCUCCCGGCGUACACGGCAGAUAUCAAAAAUCCCAAUGCUUCCCUUACCGAAUACACGCGCGGCAUGAUGUCGCCCACCCACAAAUCGUCUAUCGCCGGCCGUUGGGGAGCGUGGUUUAUAUUCUCUCUCUUGCUUGCCCUCGUUCCACUUGCGGGACUGGCCUUACCGCUCGCUCUUUCCGGAAAACGCAUCUUUGGCCCCCAAAUAAAUACCAUUCAACUUUCCUUCGCUAUAAUACUACUCUACAUCGAGCUCCUUGUUGCCAUCUUCUCUGCCAUCCUUUUUAAUUUCCCUCAUUUCUUCGCAUACCACCGCAUAUUAUCAGCCGCUUGUCCUCCUCGACGACAUCGAUCGCACUGGUCAUUUAUGUCUCUACGACGUCUUCAAAGGCUCAUUCGGGCGAAUCCCUAUUCGAUCCUUUUGCGUGGGACACAGGGCAGGACCACAUCCUUCGGUGUGUGAUCAGUCACCCGGAUUCACCAUAUUUACUCACGUCUCCUUCAGUCGUGAACUCGACGACAACUGUCGGGCAGCUUCAACAACAGCUCCUCGCGAGACAUUACAUUCCCGAUGACUUCUGGGCCUACCGCCGGGCCGUGUUCAUUAAGCCCGGGCGUCUCCUGCCUCUGGGCUCUUGGGAGACCAUGGCCGAGAUUGGAGUAGGGGCUGGGGCUCACCUUGAGCUUCGUUUCCUACGCAUUGGUGGAGAUCCUGGUGAGUGCUUAUAUCUUUCCUCUGCAUUCAAGUGCUGAUAGCACGGCAGGCUCUCCUUCGACAAGCACAGAC
Molecule: messenger RNA, 822 nt
Organism: Schizophyllum commune H4-8
Lineage: Eukaryota; Fungi; Basidiomycota; Agaricomycetes; Agaricales; Schizophyllaceae
Exons: 2
Coding region: 1-498 (165 amino acids)
Source: RefSeq, a predicted model, not a curated record